UUAAUCUUCUCAAUGUUUUUGAUCUCCAUUUCUUACCAAAACCACACCUCCUAAAGCAUAUCUCUUCUCUCGUAUGCACUCUCACUUCUAAAGAGUUAAAACCAAAAUGGCAAUAGGGGGAAAGUCUCGCAGCAACAAGCGUUCAUCGUCGGUUUCAUAUGCAUCGACUAUAACCACCGUAGUCUUUGUAACCUUAUGCGUUUUUGGGGUAUGGAUGCUCACUUCCAACUCCGUUGCACCCCCACAAACAACCACCACGCGCACCGCCGCUGACAACAACGCCGACAGUACGUUUCCUUCUUCAAAUGAAGAACAAAUCACCAAAAACAAUGAUGAUAAAGACAAAGCUGUCUUUGAAGAUAAUCCUGGGCAACUCCCUGACGAUGCCAUCAAACCUGAUGAGGGUAAGUCCGAGGAGGAUAAAGGAAGCGAGUCUGAGGAUAAAGGGACAGAAGGUGGAGCAGCUGAGGAGGAUCCAAAUGGUUUACAGGGCAAAGAAUCAACUGAAGAGCAGGAGAAGCAGAGUGAAACUCAGAUAUCAGAGGAAAGCGUAUUGACUCAAAACCAACAAUCUGAGGAAAACAGCCAGAAGGAGUUAGAAGACAAUAGGGAAACGGGAAAUGAGGAAACCAACAGGAAUCCGGAGGCAAACAACAAUCCGGAUUCAGAAGAAGAUCAAAGUCAAAGUGCGGAACAGAAACAAGGAAAUGAGAAAUCGAAAGAGUGGCAAAAUAAUCAAGAGUCGGAAGAUGAACAGCAAGGUGAAGACAAGCAAAAGAUACAAGAGGUUGAAAGCCAUGAAGACACGCAAGAAACAACAAACGAGAAAUCGAAGGAAGAUGAUCAAGAGAAACCAAAGAAUGACACGACGGAGUUAGAAGAAGAACAAAAGGGAAACAAACAGCAAAGUCCAGAGCAACAAGAGUUACAAACGCAAGAGAUUGCACAAACCACUUUUAGCGACGAAACCAAGGACAAACAAAAAGAAAUCCUAAACGAGACUCAAACCGAUGCGUUCAAUAUACUGAAGCCCGCGACCAACAAGGAGACAACAGAGAAAGAAACCCAAAGUGAAGCUCAGAAUCAGGAAACUCAACAACAGGACGCCCCAAAGGAAGAGAUUUCGAAUGACUCAAACUCGGGUGAGUCGUUAGGAAGUUCCAUUCCAAAAGAGUCGUCCGAGUCGAAGAAGUCCUGGAAGACGCAGAAGACUCAAUCAGAAAACGAGAAAGAGAGACGGAAGGACGAAUCAACCGGUAAAGAGAGCAUCUAUGGUUACACAUGGCAGUUAUGUAACGUCACUGCCGGUACUGAUUACAUUCCAUGUUUGGACAACGAGAAAGCAUUGAAGAAAUUACAUAGUACUAAGCACUUUGAACAUCGGGAGAGGCAUUGCCCUGAGGAGGCACCCACGUGUUUGGUCCCACUUCCGGAGGGAUACAAAAGGUCCAUCCCCUGGCCCCAAAGCCGAGAUAAGAUAUGGUACCAUAAUGUACCGCACACGAAGUUGGCUCAGGUAAAAGGGCAUCAGAACUGGGUUAAAGUGAGCGGUGAGUUCUUGACUUUCCCUGGCGGAGGGACCCAAUUCAUACAUGGUGCCCGCCACUACAUUGACUUCGUCGAGCAGUCAGUGUCGGACAUUAAAUGGGGUAAGCACACCAGGGUGAUCUUGGAUGUUGGAUGUGGUGUCGCCAGCUUUGGAGGUUUUCUUUUCGAUAGAGAUGUUCUGGCAAUGUCUUUCGCGCCUAAAGAUGAGCAUGAAGCUCAAGUUCAAUUCGCCCUUGAAAGAGGAAUUCCCGCAAUAUCCGCUGUGAUGGGUUCUCAGCGGCUACCAUUUCCUUCCAGGGUCUUCGAUAUAGUGCACUGUGCACGUUGUAGAGUGCCUUGGCAUGCAGAAGGUGGUCUGCUUCUGCUAGAACUGAACCGUGUUCUAAGACCUGGAGGAUACUUUGUCUGGUCAGCUACCCCUGUCUACCAGAAUCUUGAAGAGGAUGUGGAAAUAUGGAAGGCCAUGACGGCCCUGACAGAAUCCAUGUGUUGGGAGCUUGUGACCAUCAAGAAGGAUCAAUUGAAUUCCAUUGGUGCUGCCGUCUACCGCAAACCUACCUCAAAUGAAUGCUAUGACAAAAGGAAGGAGAAUAGUCCUCCAAUGUGUGAAAAUAGUGAUGAUGCAAAUGCUGUCUGGCACGUACCCCUGCAGGCAUGCAUGCACCGCGUGCCAGUAAAUCAGGCUGAACGAGGGGCACAAUGGCCGGCAGAUUGGCCUGCUCGGCUACAAAACAUUCCCUACUGGUUGAACAGCUCCCAGAUGGGGAUUUACGGGAAACCAGCUCCCCAAGAUUUUGCUAGAGAUUAUGAACAUUGGUCACGAGUAGUGAGCAAGUUGUAUAUGAGCGGAUUGGGAAUCAGUUGGUCUAAUGUUAGAAAUGUGAUGGACAUGAGAGCUGUUUAUGGAGGGUUUGCAGCAGCCCUGAAGGACAUUCAAGUGUGGGUGCUGAACGUGGUGAACUUUGAUUCUCCGGACACACUACCAAUAAUCUACGAACGAGGUCUUUUCGGAAUAUACCAUGACUGGUGCGAGUCCUUCAGCACCUACCCUCGAUCAUAUGAUCUCCUGCACGCUGAUCAUCUGUUCUCCAAGCUGAAAAAGAGGUGCAAACUUGAACCGGUGAUGGCAGAGGUUGAUCGAAUUGUCAGACCAGGAGGAAAACUGAUUGUUCGUGAUGAAUCAAGUGCUAUCGGGGAAGUGGAGAACUUGUUGAAGUCUCUGCAUUGGGAGGUUCAUCUGACUUUCUCCAAAGAUGAUGAAGGAAUACUCAGCGCUCAGAAAGGUGAUUGGCGACCAACAACAUAUCAAGGUUCCUCCUAGAAAGAAAACCUUUCUGCUAUUGUUGUUUCAAGGGAUGUAAAACAUUGAAGCAUACAUAUCAUAGCGAAAUGCUGUAACUUGAAACUUGGUUUUUUAUUUUUUGUCCCCUUAAAUUAAGGGUAAUUCUUUUUUAAGAGAUUUAUUUUGUGACAAUUGAUACUUUU
This is a messenger RNA of Theobroma umbraticum, 3033 nucleotides long. Its product is annotated as S-adenosyl-L-methionine-dependent methyltransferases superfamily protein. NCBI's taxonomy places the organism in Eukaryota, Viridiplantae, Streptophyta, Magnoliopsida, Malvales, Malvaceae. Gene Ontology annotation, molecular function: methyltransferase activity. The record is from RefSeq and is a predicted model, not a curated record. Gene Ontology annotation, cellular component: cytoplasm; trans-Golgi network; endosome.